This is a messenger RNA of Trichobilharzia szidati, 762 nucleotides long. Lineage: Eukaryota; Metazoa; Platyhelminthes; Trematoda; Strigeidida; Schistosomatidae. The record is from the annotation of a GenBank genome assembly.
AUGGAUUCAUUUUUCAAUUUCAUAGAAGCUGCGAUUGAACAAAUACAAGCAGUAACAACAAGUCCCGAUGAAGAAGAUCAAUAUGGAGAUGACGAAGAAGCAGUAACAACAAGUCCCGAUGAAGAAGAUCAAUAUGGAGAUGACGAAGAAGCAGUAACAACAAGUCCCGAUGAAGAAGAUCAAUAUGGAGAUGACGAAGAAGCAGUAACAACAAGUCCCGAUGAAGAAGAUCAAUAUGGAGAUGACGAAGAAGCAGUAACAACAAGUCCCGAUGAAGAAGAUCAAUAUGGAGAUGACGAAGAAGCAGUAACAACAAGUCCCGAUGAAGAAGAUCAAUAUGGAGAUGACGAAGAAGCAGUAACAACAAGUCCCGAUGAAGAAGAUCAAUAUGGAGAUGACGAAGAAGCAGUAACAACAAGUCCCGAUGAAGAAGAUCAAUAUGGAGAUGACGAAGAAGCAGUAACAACAAGUCCCGAUGAAGAAGAUCAAUAUGGAGAUGACGAAGAAGCAGUAACAACAAGUCCCGAUGAAGAAGAUCAAUAUGGAGAUGACGAAGAAGCAGUAACAACAAGUCCCGAUGAAGAAGAUCAAUAUGGAGAUGACGAAGAAGCAGUAACAACAAGUCCCGAUGAAGAAGAUCAAUAUGGAGAUGACGAAGUUGAAUUUCAUGAUGUGAAUGUGAUAACAUCAGAUGAGAGUAUUGAGCCUGAUUUAAGCCAGCCACAUUUGAACAAUUUGUUUACAUCAGAAAGCAAAUGCUGA